CAACAGACAAGAAGGGAAGAAGACACUACUGAGCAGAGCAAAACUGAUCUGAUUUGUCCACAAGUCACACAUUUACUCAAGCAUCUGUGCUUGUCACUUUGUGUGCUGUUAUUUGUGCCACAGCAUGGCGGUCGUCAUCCGUUUACAGGGACUGAGAAUAACAGCAGGUUCUCAGGAUAUUCGUAACUUCUUCACUGGCCUCAAAAUUCCAGAUGGAGGGGUACAUAUAAUUGGUGGGGACCGAGAUGAAGCUUUCAUUAUUUUUGCUUCAGAUGAAGAUGCGAGAAGAGCCAUGACACGGUCAGGGGGUAGCAUUAAAGGUUCACCCAUUACGUUGCUAUUAAGUAGUAAAGCAGAGAUGCAGAAUAUGCUUGAAAAAAGUACAAGAAAUGUAGAGCGGGAGAAAAGGAAGCUGCUUGAAGAGGAUGCAAGACGUCCUAAAAGAUCUGUGGACCGUGAGCCAGGCAGGAGUUCAGGUAGCAGAUCCCGUCAUACCUCUCCACCCCGGCACCAGAGGGCUUCAAACUCUGAUUUUUUGCGCGUGUUCCUAAAAGGAAUGCCCUUCACUAUUACUGAAAAGGACGUGCUUAACUUCUUCAGUGGUUUACUUGUUGAUGAAAUAAUCUUAUUGAAAAAUCAAAAGGGACAAAACAAUGGAAAAGGUUUUGUCAAAUUUGCAACCAGAGAGGAUGCAAGCGAAGGCCUGAGGAGGGACAGAAAAUACAUGGGGUCAAGGUAUGUGGAGGUGUACACAACAACAGAAGAUGAUUGGCAUCGGGCUGUUGGUUCCAGCAUGACUGGCAAGGUUGAAAGACAAAGAUCCCCUGUUCGCAAUCAGAGGAAUCCACAAUACCGUGCAAGGUCACGAUCACCAUUGGCCCAGAGGCCCACUGCUUCCUCCAACGAGGAAUACUGUGUUUUUUUGGAAAACCUGUCCUAUGCAGCGGAAAAAGACGACAUAAAGAAGCUUUUUUGCAACGCAAGGCUUGAGGAUGAUCAGAUCCUGUACAUGAUUAGCAAUGAUGGGAGGAGAACUAGAUCUGCGUUUGUACUGUUCAAGAGUCUGCGAGACUAUUCUGAAGCCACAGCUUGCGACAAAAUUAUGUUUUUCAACCGAUGGGUUUUUAUCCGUCCAAUCUCAAGAGAGAACAUGAUCACCCUGCUGGAGUCUCAAAACAUGGAUGCCCAACCUCCAGAAAACUCUGGUAAUCCUUAUGACUCUGAGGAAAUGUGUCUGUUUGUGCGGAAUCUGCCAUUUGAUGUGCGGAAAGUUGAGAUCAUGGACUUCUUCCAUGGGUUCAACGUCACAGAGGACAGGGUGUUUUUGCUGCAUGACGAUACAGGUGCUGGGGUUGGGAAGGCUUUGGUUCUCUUCCAGUCUGAGGCAGAGGCAACAAGAGCACUUUCUCACAAUGGACUACGAUUUCUUGGGUCAGUAGUUGCACUGAAAUGCAUUUCACUUUCUCAGAUGAGGGAGUUGGGUGUGGAGCCACCAGUGGUGCAAGAGCCAAUGCUGAGAGAGGACCAGUACUCAGGCAGGAGCAACGAGGUAUCCGAUCGCCCUGGUUUCGUAGAGCACCCUGACUCACGUGUCCGUCAUAAUAGCAAAGUACCAAUGACUAAUACACCAUCCCACAUCCAUGGAGGCUAUGAUUAUGAGCCCUAUGCAGAAGGGUGUUUUGCUCCACAGGAUGGCAGUAAUGGCAUUCAUGGUGGCUUUGGCCCGUCAGUGCAGAAUUUUGAUGGUCCCACCUGUAUAAAGCUUGUCAACUUGCCAUUCCAAAUCAAAAGUGAAGAAAUCUAUGACUUUUGCUAUGGAUAUCGCAUCAUCCCUGGAUCUGUGUCACUGCAGUAUGACAACAGUGGAGCAUCUUCUGCAACUGUAGUAUUUGAGUCUCGUCCAGAGGCCUUGACAGCAAUUGAGGAACUGAGUGGAAGACCAAUAGGUGCCAGAAAAAUACAGCUAUUAUUUGUGUGACAUUGAUUUUCGUGGCAGCUUACAUGCCUGAGCAGUUUGGUUUGGACUGGACAUACACACAAUGUUGGCUGAAACAAAGCUAUUCUAAGGGAAGCGUUUCCAAUCCGUGUAUCAUUCGUUCUUUCCAUUUUUAAUUGGCAAUCAAAAAUCAAAUAAUGAAAAAUUGACUGGUUAUUUUGUUUUUUUUUAUUAUAAAAAAUGCCUGGUUUUUCAUAUUUCAAUUUUAGGCUCAGAUCAAAAAUACGAAAUGGAAAAACAGGCAACAUUUAAUAAUAUUUAAUUGGUCAUCCGUCACUUCUGAAUCUGAAUCUAAAAUUGAAAUAUGAAAAACCAGGAUUUUUUUUUUUUUCGUUUGGUGUUAUAAUAAAAAGCAAAAAACAAAAUAAUUUGUCACGUUUUCCUUUUUUGAUUUUUGAUUUCUAAUCGAUAAUAGAAAGAACGAAUGAUACACGGAUUGUUUCUUUGCAUUGCCUUUUUGUUAAUAAUGUGGUAUGGCUGUGAACAGUAAAUUAACUUUAUGGUGUUUUUUUCCCCAACCACAUUUUGUUUUAUUGUGAUAUAUAUUUUUGUUGAAUACAGUUAAAUCACUGAAUAUGGGUUUGUUUGCAAUGCUCAUCUUAAGAGUGAAAUGCUUGAUUUUUAGUUUCCUGUUUAAGUAUGGUUGUUCAAUUUACAACAUUCUGUAGAGAAAUGUAUGGGAAAUUCAAUGUAUUUGUGGUUAUUGUAAAAAGUGCAGUUUUUUUAUAUAAA
Molecule: messenger RNA, 2728 nt
Organism: Scomber japonicus (chub mackerel)
Lineage: Eukaryota; Metazoa; Chordata; Actinopteri; Scombriformes; Scombridae
Gene: rbm12bb
Product: RNA binding motif protein 12Bb
Exons: 2
Coding region: 125-1978 (617 amino acids)
Biological process (GO): regulation of RNA splicing
Cellular component (GO): nucleoplasm; ribonucleoprotein complex
Molecular function (GO): RNA binding
Source: RefSeq, a predicted model, not a curated record